Morus notabilis is the source of this 1944-nucleotide messenger RNA. Its product is annotated as heparan-alpha-glucosaminide N-acetyltransferase. Bases 220 to 1692 code for a protein of 490 amino acids. The record is from RefSeq and is a predicted model, not a curated record. Lineage: Eukaryota; Viridiplantae; Streptophyta; Magnoliopsida; Rosales; Moraceae. The transcript has 13 exons.
GACCAAUGAUACACGGUUCAGAUUAAAAGCGCAAUGUUGUGAUUUCAUGUGGCGCGAAACACAGGAUCAACUAACUGUGAGCCAACUUUUGGCGCCGAAUGUACGGCGACACCGCAUAAAGACUAGAAUGCCCUCAUUUGUGCAAGUCAAUUUCACUAGAGAACACCAUCUUUUGGCAGUUCUCCGUCCGUUUCGUUGGUUGUUGGUUGGUCGGAAAACAUGUCGGCGCUCAUCGACGUCGUCGAAGAGCAACGAGAGCCUCUCCUUCGCGAACCUUCUCCUCCUCCGCCGCUGCUUCCCUCCAAACACUCCUCUGAGAACGACGACAUCGUGCCCUUCUCCUCAUCCGACGGUCCAGAUUCUCCGGCACCCAAUCCCGCCGAUCAAAACCAGCGUCUUGUCUCUCUCGACGUCUUUCGCGGCCUCACCAUCGCUUUGAUGAUAUUAGUCGAUGAUGCUGGAGGAGCUUUUCCGUCCAUAAAUCACUCUCCAUGGUUCGGUGUAACGCUUGCAGAUUUUGUAAUGCCCUCUUUUCUUUUUGGUGUUGGUGUCUCUGUUAGUCUAGUAUUCAAGAAAAUAUCAAGCAAAACAACAGCUACAAAAAAGGUCUUGCUGAGAGCAAUUAAGCUCUUUCUCUUGGGGGUGUUACUAGAAGGUGGGUAUUUCCAUGGGCGUAACCAUUUGACUUAUGGAGUUGAUGUGGCCAAGAUACGUUGGUUAGGAGUACUGCAGAGAAUUUCAAUUGGCUAUCUAUUGGCUUCAAUGUCGGAGAUCUGGUUUGUCAAGAACAUCAUGGUUGACUCACCGGUGGCUUUUGUAAGGAAAUACUACGCUCAGGGGCUGUUUGCUAUCUUACUGUGCUCAACUUAUUUGCUCUUGUUAUAUGGCCUUUAUGUUCCAAAUUGGUCAUUUGCGGUUUCCAGCUUAAACGUGGCUGGUAAUACAUCAGAUACUCAAAAUGUCCAUUGUGAAAUGAGGGGCAGCCUUGAACCUCCUUGUAAUGCUGUUGGAUUUAUUGAUCGAAUUAUUCUUGGAGAAAAACAUCUUUACCAACGUCCUGUUUACAGAAGAACAAAGGAAUGCAGUGUUAAUUCUCCCGACUAUGGACCUCUGCCACCAAAUUCACCAGGGUGGUGCCUUGCGCCAUUUGAUCCAGAGGGCAUCCUAAGUUCUCUGAUGGCUGCCAUUACGUGCUUUGUUGGGUUGCAUUAUGGGCACAUAGUUGUGCAUUUUAAGGGCUAUAAACAGAAGAUACUUUUAUGGUCCUUUUUCUCAAUCCCUCUUCUAAUAAUUGGAUACAUUUUAGAGGUGCUAGGCAUUCCUCUUUCAAAACCACUGUACACGUUGAGCUAUACAUGCAUAACUGCUGGAGCUUCAGGCUUGUGUUUAACCAUUAUUUAUUACAUUGUUGAUGUCAAACACUUUAGAAAGCCUAUGAUUUUACUACAGUGGAUGGGGAUGAAUGCACUCAUUAUCUAUGCUUUGGCUGCUCGUGAACUUUUCCCGGCAGCAGUGCAAGGUUUCUAUUGGCGGUCACCUGAAAAUACCCUGGUUGAUGGCACGGAAGCUUUAUUACAGGCCAUGCUUCAUUCAAGAAAAUGGGGCACCUUAGCGUUUGUCAUGCUUGAGGUUUUAUUUUGGGGUGCCGUCGCUGGUUUUCUUCACAUGAAAGGCAUAUAUAUGAAGCUGUAAAUGACACUUUCACAUGUACAUGCAAAAAAAAAAAAAAAUGAUAGGCUGACCCAGGCUCCUAUGUACAGUUUCUUGCGUGAUGUGAAACUUGUAUUUUAUCUAGUUUAUUAACUACAGUACUGUAUUUUGCCUAGAUGCUCUUCUUUGUAUCUGUAAUCUGUAUCUAAUAAACAAUUGUCUUCUAGUAUAUGAGCUUAACCAUUCCCGGAUGAGACUCUACAAAACAAAUAAUUUCAAACAUUUUGUUGCUCA